Akanthomyces muscarius is the source of this 1230-nucleotide messenger RNA. RefSeq lists its product as uncharacterized. The coding region runs from base 1 to 1230 and encodes 409 amino acids. NCBI's taxonomy places the organism in Eukaryota, Fungi, Ascomycota, Sordariomycetes, Hypocreales, Cordycipitaceae. The transcript has a single exon. The record is from RefSeq and is a predicted model, not a curated record.
AUGUGUCUGCGGCUGAGAGCUGUAGCGCCACUGCAGCCUCAUCUACCCAGAAUAAGGCAGUGGUCGACUCACUACCAGCACAUGCCCGCAGAGGUGCUCCUGCGACAAGUGACCUCCCGUCUCUUCACAUCUGACGAAAUGCGCCUCAUCAAUGUCCAGUCCCUGGGGCUGGAGGUCUUUUACGGCGCCGAACAGGAUAUCCCUCGCUACGCCAUCCUCUCCCAUACUUGGAGUGCCGACGAGCUCACCCUUGCUCAGUUUACCAACGGCGACCUGCAGGUGCACUCUCGCAAGGACGGCUAUGCCAAGAUAGCACGCUGCUGCCACCUCGCCGCCGCGGCUGGUCUCGGCUACGCAUGGGUCGACACCGUGUGCAUCGACAAGUCCAGCAGCGCCGAGCUGACCGAGGCCAUCAACUCCAUGUUUCGUUGGUACCAGAACGCCGCCGUCUGCCAUGUCUGGCUGAAUGACCUCUUGCCUGACACAGGAGAUCUGUCAAGACUAGAAGACUGUCGCUGGUUCCGUCGGGGCUGGACGCUGCAGGAACUGCUGGCGCCAGCUGUUGUUGAGUUCUACGACCGAGACUGGGCGUUUCGCGGCACAAAGCAGGACCUGCAGCGGGAGCUGUGUGACAUUACUAAUAUUAGCGAGGCGGUGCUUGAAAAACCCGGCCGUAUGUUUGGGCUGUCCGUCGCGCAGCGCAUGUCGUGGGCAGCCUCGCGAGAGACGACACGUCCAGAGGACUUGGCGUACUGCCUGCUCGGCAUUUUUGAUGUCAACAUGCCACUUCUUUACGGCGAGGGUGAAAGGGCUUUUCUACGACUGCAAGACGAAAUCUCCAAAGAGACGAAUGACUUGAGCCUGUUUGCGUGGCGUCAUCCUGACAACGAGCAAGGCGCAGUCAAGCAGCCGUUCCAUGGCGUCUUUGCGCCGUCGCCGGACCGGUUCAUCGGCGGCUCUCACAUUCUUCCCGGGUGGAACCCCGCCCUGGGCCCUGAGUAUAUGCUCACUAACAAAGGCAUACGCGUCGAGGCGAACCUGACCGAGCUUGAAGACGGCCGCGUGCUGCUGCUGCUCAACGUGUUGUCGUGGCCGGCGCGCGCCGUAGUCGGCAUCUGGGUUCGCGCGCACGGCGGCGGGGUUACAGUCGCGUCGAGAGCGACCGUUUCGGCAAUGCGCCGCAGGGGGGCCGCGCGAGCGCAGCUGUUCGAAAGCGCAUUUACCUUUUGA